AUGGGACCUGGCUGGGGGCUUGCUCAUGUCCGUGGCACUCCUUACAAUACUGGCAACAUGCUUUUGGCCGCCCUGGACCUAGAUGCGCGAAAAGCUGGCGAUUACAGCCACACAGGUUGUCACAGUGUCUGUUGGGACGCAGACUCACCUCCAGAUGGAGGCGACAGAGACAAAACCAAUGAGUUUACCAAGAGUGGAUAUCCGCUUGGGCUCAUGCUCAAUGUCCGCGGCCAACGAUUUGUCGAUGAAGGAGUCGAUCUUCGAAACUACACGUAUGCCAUGUUCGGUAGAGCAGUGCUCGAGCAACCGGAAGGACUAGCUUUCCAGGUUUGGGACGCAGACGCUCUUGGCUGGUUGCGAGAGGAAGAAUACCGUGACGACAUUGUCCGCAAGACUCGAGCGGAGAGUCUUGAGGAGUUGGCAGAGAAGCUGUCAGAGCAGGGGUUGAAAGAUCCACAAGAAUUUGUGCAUACGAUCAACGACUACAACGUAGCGGUGCGUGCACACCGAGAAGAGUAUCCUGAUGCAAAGCUUGAUCCAUCCGUCAAGGACAGUCUCAUGACACAGUCAUCUCGCGCAGCGUUAGAUCUGCCGAAAUCUCACUGGGCGUUGCCUGUUGUGAAGGGGCCUUUCCUGGCCGUUCGAGUAACUUCGGGUAUAACCUUUUCGUUUGGAGGAUUGGCAGUGAAACCCAGUACGGCGAGUGUAGUGAAGAAUGAUGGGUCUCCUAUCGAUGGACUGUUUGCAGCAGGAGAGAUGGUUGGUGGGUUGUUUUAUACGAACUACCCUGGAGGUAAGCAACCUAGCAAAGUCGAGAUGACGAAAGGAGAGAUGAAGCUAAUGUGGAGCANNGGUAGCGGAUUGACGGCCGGUGCAGUGUUUGGGAGAAGAGCAGGCGUUGCUGGGGCCCAAGUCGCCCAACGGGCACAUCAUUUAAAGGUCAAGCUGUGA
This is a messenger RNA of Aureobasidium uvarum, 951 nucleotides long. The record is from the annotation of a GenBank genome assembly. NCBI's taxonomy places the organism in Eukaryota, Fungi, Ascomycota, Dothideomycetes, Dothideales, Saccotheciaceae.